AUGAAAAUAAUUGAUCUUCUACAAAUGUGGGGUUUAAAACAUGCCACUGAAAACCCGCUUUGCCUAGUAAGUGGUGGUAUAAUUGUGCAAAAAGAUGACACUCAGAACAUUGAAAGUGUAUGGAAUAAAUGCAAAUAUGUUCUAAAUAUACACAAAAGUAUUGUGGCAUCAAAGGUUAAUUUAUUGCUAAAGGAACUAGUUUGGAAAAAUAAUCUUGGAUUUAAUAAGAAUUUUGAAGAAUUAUUAAUAUUUUUAAUAUUAUAA
This is a messenger RNA of Hepatospora eriocheir, 264 nucleotides long. The record is from the annotation of a GenBank genome assembly. NCBI's taxonomy places the organism in Eukaryota, Fungi, Microsporidia, Hepatosporidae.